Messenger RNA from Drosophila ananassae, 554 nucleotides. RefSeq lists its product as uncharacterized. NCBI's taxonomy places the organism in Eukaryota, Metazoa, Arthropoda, Insecta, Diptera, Drosophilidae. Gene Ontology annotation, biological process: proteasome assembly. The record is from RefSeq and is a predicted model, not a curated record. The transcript has a single exon. The coding region runs from base 86 to 505 and encodes 139 amino acids.
UUUUAAAGCCUCAUGGUCACAUUGAUUGCUGUCUCAUGCUGUAAACAAAUUGCAAUCCCUUUAAAAUUUAAAAUUUUACACAAAAAUGACCCCAGAUACAACCAGGGACAUUGGAUUCGACAGACAAUUCGCUGUAGAGGUGAACGGAGUUCCCACGGAAAUAGUAUUCCACGGCUUUGCCAACAAAUGGUUUUUGGUAAUCACUCAGUUGGGAAAGAUUCCCGGCAUUUUUAACGUAACCUUCGAUGUGCGAAAGGACGAGCGCAUCCUGCCGCUCCUGCACGGACCCGUGACCAACCCCGAGUUCCACGUGUCGGUGGGUAUAAAUAUGACUUGCUGUCUGGGUCUGGACACGGACGAGAUUCGCAGCGCCAUCCAGUUUCUGGUAAACCGGACGGGUCUCAACAAGUGCCCCUCGGAAUUUGUGAUCGGACUUGGCCUGAAGACUAUCGACGGGCCCAAUCUGCGCUCCCUGGCCAAAGUACUCGAGGAAGUGGUCUUUUAGUUUUAAAUUCUUGUUAUUUAUCGACUUAAUAAAAACUGUAUGACAGGAA